AUGAAGGUUGAGUUCGUGUCCAAACAAAUCAUAAAGCCAUCUUCUCCAACACCCCAAAACCUUAUAAUUUACCAACUGUCUUUUAUUGACCAGAUUGCUCCUAUAUUUCACACUCGUAUGCUAUUUUUCUAUCCCAAUAUUGAGAACCAGUUUGCUAACGAUGGGUGUGAGAGGCUAAAGACUUCAUUGUCUGAGACUCUAACCCAUUUCUAUCCACUGGCAGGCAGAGUCAAAUACAACAAAGUGAUUGAAUGUAACGAUGAAGGUGUCGAGUUUUGCGAGACUCGUGUCCAUGGCUUCCUUUCCGACACCCUUAAACAACCCGAUGCUGACUUUGUACACCACUUUGUGCCGGUCGAUGAUGCCCAUUUAGGAAGUGGGUUUUUAAUGAAAGUUCAAGUGAAUUUGUUUGAUUGUGGAGGUUUGGCCAUUGGUGUAUCCUUUUCUCACAAGAUUGCCGAUGCUUCAACAAUUGGUUCGUUCAUUAAGGCAUGCUCUUGUACGGCUGUUGGGUGCAUGACUGAGUCGAUGCUUCCUAAAUACGUUAUGGAAUCUCAUUUCCCUUCCAUGGAGUUUUCAAAUGAUCUGCCACCUUUAGAGUUCAAACCCUCCAAUUGCAUCACGAGAAGGUACGUGUUUGAAUCCUCAGAGAUCACAAAAUUGAAGGCCAAAGCAUCAAGCAAACUGGUGGAACAACCAACUCGAGUGGAGUCAGUAUUGGCACUAAUAUGGAAAUGUGCUACAAUUGCAUCAAGAACAAACCUAGGAAUAACCAAAAGACCAUCCAAGAUAGGCCAAGCAAUAAAUAUUCGUAAAAGGACUAACCCACCUUUACCUGAGACCUCUGUCGGGAACUGCUUGAGUAACUUCAUAGCAGAAAUAGAAGAUACGGACAUGGACGUUCAAACAUUGGUGGUUCAAUUAAGGGAAGCUCUUGAACUAUUUUCAAAAGAACGUGCUCAUAAACUUGAAGAUAAAAAUAUCGCUUUCUCGAUACUUAGUGAGGGAUGGAAGGAUGUUGAAUUGGCAUAUAAAGGAGGCAUAGAUUUCUAUAUGUGCACGAGCUGGUGUCGUUUUGAGUUUUAUGAAGCAGAUUUUGGGUGGGGAAAGCCCAAGUGGGUGAGUAUUCCUUCUAUGAAGAUAAAGAAUUCUAUUUAUUUGAUGGAUACGAGUGAUGGAAAAGGAAUAGAAGCAUGGGUGACUUUGAGCCAACAAGACAUGGCCUUGGUUGAGAAAAAUCAUGAACUACUUGAAUUUGCGUCGUUGAAUCCAACUAUCAUAUAAGAUAAAAGAAUGAUAAA
Molecule: messenger RNA, 1301 nt
Organism: Neltuma alba
Lineage: Eukaryota; Viridiplantae; Streptophyta; Magnoliopsida; Fabales; Fabaceae
Product: vinorine synthase-like
Exons: 2
Coding region: 1-1284 (427 amino acids)
Source: RefSeq, a predicted model, not a curated record